This is a messenger RNA of Penicillium argentinense, 780 nucleotides long. RefSeq names its product kinetochore Spc25 family protein. Gene Ontology annotation, cellular component: Ndc80 complex. The coding region runs from base 1 to 780 and encodes 259 amino acids. Gene Ontology annotation, biological process: chromosome segregation. Lineage: Eukaryota; Fungi; Ascomycota; Eurotiomycetes; Eurotiales; Aspergillaceae. The record is from RefSeq and is a predicted model, not a curated record. The transcript has 2 exons.
AUGGCAUCUUCAACAUUCGAUCCAUCGCUCUCCACGAGUGGCAUGCGCCCGCCCCUGGCCUCCGCAGAUGCGCCUUCAGUGGCAGACUCGUUGCCCAGCAUCAACUUCGGUUUCGAUGAUUUGCGCAAUCGCAUGGCGCAGUUCACGGCAAAGUUCGAUGCUUUCAUAGAGCGUGGCCGCAAGCAAGUUCUCGAGGAGCGCAAUCAGUUCCACAUCAACCUCGCCGAAUUGCAGGAGGAUGAACGGAUGCGACAGCGAGAUAUCGAAAUUAUCACCCUGAAAACCCAGACACACGAGCAAACCCUUCAGAAGGAAGCCGCCGAGGCGGCUGAAAUGCACAGUGCAAUCAACUCCAUCACAGGAGAGCGUGACUCGCGACUUGCCAAACGCGACCGCCUCAAGCAGCAGAUUGCAGAGACCCAGAAAGCUAUCAAUCAGCGGGUGGAGGCACAAAAGGCCCACGCAAAACAUCUUGACGCGCAAUCAAGACUUAAUUCCCCCGAGCUUGACUUCUGGCAGGAUUAUCUUUGUUUACGCAUCGAGGGGGCGGGUCGAGAAGAUCGGUUGAAGUUUGUUUACAGUCACCUACUGGAAAAGGACUGGGAAGCCGAAGCUUGGUUUGAAUUGGGAACUGCCAGUCGCGAUUACGAAGUGUUUCACACCCGGCCCAAGGUAGAUCGAGAUGCACUGGAACGAGAGGUCGAUCUUGUCAAUGAUGACCGAGACUUCGGGGCCUUCCUCAAGCGGAUGCGCAAGUUAUUUGCGGAGGCUAUGAACUGA